AUGGCACCUCUCACACCACUACAGGUAUUACGCCGAGGCUUUGUCCGGCUCCAGAGCUCCUCCUCCCCGGCCAAGAGCACUUCUACCACCAACCAUACAAUCUCCAACAAGCAGCUGCUCUAUCUCACCGAUAAAUCAUCUCCCGGCUCCAUCUUCUUUCUUCCCCAUGGUACCAGAAUAUUCAAUAAAAUGGUCCACUUCAUGAAGAUUCAACAGCAAAAAUACGGGUUCCAGGAAGUUAUCACCCCCCUCAUAUACAAAAACGACUUGUGGAAGACCUCCGGCCAUUGGGAGAAUUAUAAAGACGAUAUGUACAAAGUGGUGGGUAAUGACCUCACCAAAGAAACAGAAGAACCCCACCAUCACCACCACGAGUACGGACUAAAACCCAUGAAUUGUCCCGGCCACUGCAUCAUCUUCUCUAAGUUCGACCGCUCAUACAGCGAGCUUCCCGUGCGAUUUAGUGACUUUAGCUCAUUACACAGAAAUGAAGCUUCCGGGGCCUUGACAGGAUUAACCAGGGUUAGACGCUUCCACCAGGACGAUGGCCAUAUUUUCUGCACUUUAGAGCAGAUUGACCUGGAGAUUCACAACACCAUCAAGCUUAUUCGAGACACCUACGGAGUGUUUGGUCUUAACCAGAAUAUCGAAUUCCACUUGUCCACGAGACCAGAAAACUACAUUGGUGAGGUCCAAACGUGGGACCGUGCCGAAGCCGAGUUGAAGAAGGUGUUGGACGAGGCGUGUGGCCCCGGAAAUUGGCUCGUCAAACACCAAGAUGGGGCUUUCUAUGGUCCUAAAAUAGAUGUCAUGAUUACUGACAAGUUUGAGAAAGUCCACCAGAUAGGAACCAUUCAGUUGGAUUUCAAUUUGCCCGAGAGGUUCAAUCUUUCGUACGUGGAUAUGCAAGGAAAUAGAGACAACCGGCCCAUAAUGGUCCACCGGGCAGUUUUUGGGUCGUUGGAACGGUUCUUCGCCAUUUUGUUAGACAACUACCAGGGCAAAUGGCCGUUUUGGUUGAAUCCAAGGCAGGCUAUCGUCAUUCCCGUCAAUAGUUCCCACUUAGAGCACGCAGAAACAAUCCGGAGUAGGCUCGUUGGCGAGUUGUUGUCUUCUGCCGAUGAUAUUUCCCCUAUGACCGGUUACAACUUCUAUGUGGAUAUCGACAGCAGAAGUGAGACGGUGGGUAACCGCAUAAAAGAGGCCAUUGGCAAGGGUUAUUCGUAUAUUCUCAUGGUUGGUGAUAAGGAUAUCGACAGUGGGACGGUGGCUAUACGGAGCAGAGAUAGCCGUCAGGUCCAAAACAUGACGGUGGAUGAAAUAUACCAAAAGUUCAUCGCAUUGGAAAAGAAGUACCAAUAA
This is a messenger RNA of Yamadazyma tenuis ATCC 10573, 1362 nucleotides long. RefSeq names its product threonine--tRNA ligase (gene MST1). Lineage: Eukaryota; Fungi; Ascomycota; Pichiomycetes; Serinales; Debaryomycetaceae. The record is from RefSeq and is a predicted model, not a curated record. Gene Ontology annotation, molecular function: ATP binding; threonine-tRNA ligase activity. Gene Ontology annotation, biological process: mitochondrial threonyl-tRNA aminoacylation. Gene Ontology annotation, cellular component: cytoplasm.